Molecule: messenger RNA, 310 nt
Organism: Staurois parvus
Lineage: Eukaryota; Metazoa; Chordata; Amphibia; Anura; Ranidae
Source: the annotation of a GenBank genome assembly
UCACCGGGUCCCAGUCGGAGAUUCCCUGCUGGCAGCCAGCAAUUGCUCACGGGGGAGAGGUCUGUAUCACACUGCUUUUUAUGGCUCUGCAUAGCAGAGCCAUACAAAGCAGUGUGCCUAUAGUGAAACACACACACAGCAAAACAGCACACAGUUAACCCUUUGAUCGCCCCAGAUGUUAACCCCUUCCUGUCCAGUGCCAUUAGUACAGUGUCAGUGCUUUUUAUUAGCACUGAUCACUGUAUUGGUGUCACUGGGGAUGUCAGUGGCAGUCAGUUCCCCCCCAGUGUCAGAAUGCUGGCCUCAGUCC